This is a messenger RNA of Leptinotarsa decemlineata (Colorado potato beetle), 795 nucleotides long. RefSeq lists its product as uncharacterized. The record is from RefSeq and is a predicted model, not a curated record. NCBI's taxonomy places the organism in Eukaryota, Metazoa, Arthropoda, Insecta, Coleoptera, Chrysomelidae.
CAUGAAGUCACACACCUACUUUCUUCUGAAAUUCUACUUUCUAUAUUUCUUAAAACGUGUCUAAAAAAUAAAAAAAGAAAACGGUGUCAUUCUUGUUACGCUACAUCCACACACAAGCAAUAAAAUGCAACCAUUGGACAAAUCAGUUUUUGGACCAUUAAAAACAUAUUUCAAUCAGGCCACUAACGAAAAGCUAAUGACGCCUGGACACAUAGGAAAACCUUUGACAAUUUAUGACAUUGCUGACUUGGUUGGAAAAGCAUUUCCACCUGCGUUUAUACCAAUGAACAUUGCGAAUGGUUUCAAGGCUACAGGAUUUCAUCCACUGAAUGAGAAUAUAUUCUCAGAUGCUGACUUUCUGGCAGCAAACUUUUCAGAUCGUCCUCUAUCCCAAGAAAUUUCCACACAGCCUGAUCGUCUUUUGCCUGAAGAAUCAUCUGCACAGGCUGACAAAUCACUGCUCCAAGAACCUCCAGUCAAAGUUGGUCAUCUUUGGCCCCCAGAAUCUUGUGCACAGACUGGUAAUCAGUUGACUCCAGAAUUGGUCCAAGAGUCCUCUGAUCAACCUGAAAUGUCCUUACUCAACAUUUCUGACAUACCUCAUAAAUUUGGACCAAGUUCUUCAAAACUUAUCACCACUGAAAUAAUUCGCCAACACCCAAAAGCAGCACCUCGAAAAGGAACACAUAAAGGUAGACCAAAAGGUAAAUCUAGAAUUCUAACGGAUACACCAGAGAAAAAUGCGAUUGAGGCUUUAAAAACAGUUAAAAAAGUAGCUCUUAAAGAUGAUCGUAA